CCCAGGAAGCGCUAUGGGCCCCUCUGGACCCACUCACACCACCUAGACGCGUCUCCAGCCAGCAGCACCUCCCAACCCCGAGGUGAGCACCCAUGAAUGCCCCUCCACCCAAGGAUGCCCACCCCAAGGCAGGGAGACAGGCACCCACAGCCCUUCUCUCCACAGGGCAGCAGGAUGGCCCAGCAGCGCCAUGCCAUUUCCCCACCACUCAAGACAGAGGAGGACUACAUCCCCUACCCCAGCGUGCAUGAGGUGCUGGGCCGGAAGGGGCCGUUCCCCCUCAUCCUCCUGCCACAGUUUGGGGGUUACUGGAUUGAGGGCACCAACCACCAGCUAAGCGGGGCCCCUGACUCGCCUCCCACACUGGUACCUGGCACCCGGGCAAAGCUGGAGGGCAACCACACAGCCAAAAUUUACCGCAAGCACUUCCUGGGCAAGGAGCACUUCAACUACUACUCCCUGGACCCAGCGCUGGGACACCUCGUCUUCUCCCUCAAAUAUGAUGAGCAGGAGCACCUCCACCUGCUGCUGCGCACCCGUGCCCGCACCCUACAUGAUGUGGUGCCCAUCUCCUGCCUGGCCGAAUUCCCCAACGUGGUGCAGAUGGCUAAGCUGGUCUGUGAGGACGUCAAUGUGGAUCGCUUCUACCCCGUGCUCUAUCCCAAGGCAUCCCGCCUCAUCCUCGCCUUUGAUGAGCACGUGCUCAGCAACCACUUCAAAUUUGGGGUCAUCUACCAAAAACUGGGGCAGACCUCCGAGGAGGAGCUUUUCGGCACCACGGAGGAGAGCCCCGCCUUCACCGAAUUCCUCGACGUCCUGGGCCAGCGGGUGCAGCUGCGGGACUUCAAGGGGUUCCGAGGGGGGCUGGAUGUGACCCAUGGGCAGACAGGCAGCGAGUCGGUCUAUUGCCACUUCCGUGACAAGGAGAUCAUGUUCCACGUCUCCACCAAACUGCCCUACACCGAGGGGGAUGCCCAGCAGCUGCAGCGGAAGCGUCACAUUGGCAAUGACAUCGUGGCCAUCGUCUUCCAGGAUGAGAACACACCAUUUGUCCCUGACAUGAUUGCCUCCAACUUCCUCCACGCCUUCGUGGUGGUGCAGCUGGAGCAGGGGGGCACCCAGGGCACCCUCUACAAGGUCUCCGUCACUGCCCGGGACGACGUGCCCUUCUUUGGCCCGCCGCUGCCCGACCCCGCCAUCUUCAGGAAGGGCCCCGAGUUCCAGGAGUUCCUGCUGACAAAGCUCAUCAACGCCGAGUACGCCUGCUACCGCGCCGAGAAGUUCGCCAAGCUGGAGGAGCGGACGCGGGCGGCGCUGCUGGAGACACUGCACGAGGAGCUGCAGGCGCGCAGCCAAGCCAUGCUGGGGCUCGGCCCCGACGACGAGCGCCCCGACAACGGCGGCGCCGCCCCGGGGUUCUUCGAGUCCUUCAAGUCGCUGCUGGUGCCCGGGAGCCGCCGGGGACGCCGCGGUAGCGCCAUCGGGCUGGGCUCGGUGGAAGAGGUGGGUACCUCGCUCUCCCCCCUCGGUGUCUCCCCGUUCCCCGGUGUCCCCCCGGUUAACGGCGCCCCGCAGGCGCUGCUGGUGCCAGGGAAGAGCCCGUCGCGGCGGCGGCCCGGCCCCCUUGGCUCCCGCCGCUCCAGCGCCAUCGGCAUCGAGAGCAUCCAGGAGGCGCCGGCCGGCAGGGACAGCCCCGCAACCGCCGACGGCUCUAGCUCCACACACAGCUCCCCCGAGAGCCGCCGGAACCCCGACAGGGCUGAGAAGCCGGAGCCGCCGGAUUUCUCCCGGUCCUCCUCCAGCUCCAGCAGCUUCGGCAGCGCUGCGGAGGAGCCCGGCGACCCGGGACGGGAGUGCCGCUCGCCCUCGGGGAGCCACUGCGACGCCUUCACUGACACCCCCUGGCCGGAUGAUCCCCCCGAGAGCCCCCCAGGCCGCUGCCCACCUGACCCCCCCUACCCUGAGAUCAAAAUCCAGCUGGAGCAGCCUUCCCAUAAUCCGGUGAGGCUGUUUGCCCCGCUCCACCAGUGUAGUAUGGGGGUGCCCCCACUGGGGUUCCCUCACUGAUGUUCCUCCCACAGGGUUCCUAGUCACCCCCCUUACCCGUGGGGGUGUCACUGCUUCGUCCCCUCUGUGUGCCACCCCCAUGCCAGGAGCUGAAGCCAUCAUCCCCGGUGCAGAAUUUGGGGGGACUCUCCAAAAAUAUUGGGAUAUGCCCCCCUCUAGACAAUCUCUGUCACCCCAAAAACCCCUUGGGUGAGGGGAUGAUGCAUCACGAAGGGGAUCCCCUCUGCCAUGACCCUAAAAGGGUUCAACCCCAGCCUCAUCCCCUCCCCCCCAAAAAAAAGAGGGGACUCAAAUCUAGGCUAACCCCAAAGUGGAGCUCCCCUCCCCCACUUUAUUUUAAGGGAAAAAAGUUCUGGAAUGAGCCAGAGGCUGGAACUGGGGGGAGGGGGAGGAAUAUUUUUUCACACCCUCCCAACCUGUGUUUGUGUUUCCUGUGAGUCCUGUAUAAAAUAAAGGUUUAUUUAUCGCUA
This is a messenger RNA of Cinclus cinclus, 2537 nucleotides long. It is a transcript of the gene RAP1GAP, whose product is annotated as RAP1 GTPase activating protein. The record is from RefSeq and is a predicted model, not a curated record. The transcript has 18 exons. Gene Ontology annotation, cellular component: membrane; cytoplasm. The coding region runs from base 97 to 2067 and encodes 656 amino acids. Gene Ontology annotation, molecular function: GTPase activator activity. Lineage: Eukaryota; Metazoa; Chordata; Aves; Passeriformes; Cinclidae. Gene Ontology annotation, biological process: activation of GTPase activity; regulation of small GTPase mediated signal transduction.